AUGGCGAAGAAAAGAAAAGCAGCCGGUCGGAGUGCUGGGCCAAAGGGGCCGAAGGAGGUCGACGCCGCCGAUGCUCGACUUGGACCUAUUUCCACAUACGAGGAUGUCGCCGAUUCAGAAGACGAAUACUUCAUCCAUAAAGACAGAAUAAUGUUGGAAGACGAGCCAGAUUCCAAGCGAAGGAAACACCUUGAUGAAGACGUCGAACUAUCCGAUGAAGAAGUCUUGGGCUACGAAGAUUCCCAAUCGGAAAAUGACCAUGUCGACGACGACGACGACGACGACGACGACGACAACAACCAAGAGGAACCAGCCCCCCGGUCAAAGUCAAAAAAGACCUUUAAGCGGAACAAUGAUGAUGAGGAUGGAGAAAAGAUCCCGGCAGAGGAUGACCCUGGAUGGUGGGGCUCAUCGAAGCAGGAAUACUAUGACGCCGAUAACAUAGAGACCGAAGCGGAUGCCCUGGAGGAAGAGGCCGAAGCUAAGAGAUUGCAGCAAAAGAAGCUCUCCAAGAUGAGGGAGGAAGAUUUUGUCUUCGACGGCGACGAGUGGCUGACUGCAGAGCCUGAAGCCGGGCAAGACGAGCCAGACGUUGUCGAGGUGCUCAAGGACGUUGAAGUGACGUCGGACAUGACGCCGGACGAGCGAUCUCGACUGCUGUCGACGAGAUACCCCGAGUUUGACCAUUUAGCGCGUGAGCUGAGGCAGCUUCAGCCGGUUUUACUCGGCCUGAGAGAAGCCGCCCCCCGGGAAUCCGGCAGGUCAAUCCAGACGGUCAAGUACUGGGUUCUGGGGUGUUAUGUCGCCACCUUGGCAAGUUAUUUCGCCAUCUUGGCAUCUCCCGCCAGAGACGCGGGCAAAAUCCGCAAAGCGCUGUCGCCUGCGGACCUGCGGGAUCACGAUGUCAUGGAAGCCUUGUUGAGAUGCCGUGAGGCCUGGGAUCGAGUCAAGAACCUGACGGCCGCAAACAACAUUGACGAAACUACAGUUUCCCCAGCGGCAGAAACGGACGGCGAGCAGGUGCCUGGUGAAUCCUUGGCCCAGCUGGAUCAAAGGACGAAAAAGCCAAAGCCAGAGCCAAAGAAACCGACUGCCGGGAAAGACAAGGCUGCCGCGGCAAAGCAAGCCAAGAGGCUCCAAACGGCCAAAGCUGUCGAAAGCAGCAUUGCCGACCUCUACGACCUGCCUCUCAGCUUGAAAGCAUCCAAGAAGAGUACCAAGGCCGUUGCCGUCGCCGUUGCGGACGAGGGCAAGGAUGGCCACCACUCCGAUUUCGGCGAAGAAGAAGCUCUGGAUGCCCGCGCAGCAGCAGACAAGGCUGCCCGCAAGAAGACGCUCAAGUUCUACACGUCGCAGAUUGCGCAAAAGGCCAACAAGCGGGCGGGUGCCGGACGUGACGCCGGAGGCGACGUGGAUAUCCCCCACCGUGAACGCCUCAGGGACAGACGGGCCCGCCUUCUCGCCGAAGCCGAGAAACGAGGAAAGAGGGACUCGAAGCACGGAGCGGACCUCGGCGAAGAGAGCGGCGGGGACGAGGUCGCAACGGCAGAUGCGAUGCGCGGCCAAGAGGACGAAUACUACGACAUGGUGGCGCACAAGUCCAAAAGCAAGCGGGAGGACAAGGCGGCUCGGCACGCUGCCUACGCGGCUGCCAGCAAAGCGGACCGAGUGGUUGAGACGGAGCAAGUCGGAGAGGAUGGCAAGAGAAGGAUUACGUAUGCCAUUGAGAAGAACAAGGGCUUGGCACCCAAGAGAAGCAAGGAUGUUCGAAAUCCAAGAGUGAAGAGGAGAAAGCAGUACGAGGCCAAGAAAAAGAAGUUGAAGAGCAUGAAGCCAGUCUGGGUGGGCGGAGAGCCCAAGGGCGGGUAUAAAGGAGAGUCGUCGGGAAUCAACACGAGUGUUGUCAAGAGCAUCAAGCUGUAA
Ustilaginoidea virens is the source of this 1923-nucleotide messenger RNA. RefSeq lists its product as uncharacterized. The coding region runs from base 1 to 1923 and encodes 640 amino acids. The record is from RefSeq and is a predicted model, not a curated record. Lineage: Eukaryota; Fungi; Ascomycota; Sordariomycetes; Hypocreales; Clavicipitaceae. Gene Ontology annotation, cellular component: nucleolus; small-subunit processome. Gene Ontology annotation, biological process: maturation of SSU-rRNA from tricistronic rRNA transcript (SSU-rRNA, 5.8S rRNA, LSU-rRNA). The transcript has a single exon.